CAUCAGUACAAGUACAGUGUAGUUGCUCUCCAACGCAAACGUCUUCUCCGGAACCCAGUUCCAAUGAUGCAUGCCGUGUGUUUGGCUGUAAGCCACUGAAGUGCCCCCUCUUUCCGCGACUAGCAAAGCAACUUUAUUAAGGAUCAAUCUUGCAUGCUUCUGACAACAAGACCCACGAACGAGCACAGACACAGAACCGCGCACAGCCCAUCGAAGAAAGCGCAAUCAAUGGUCACGUUAUCAGAAACCCAACACCAGCAGCUUUUACGACUUUGCAAAUAAUCUGUCAUCCCUCCCCACAAUUCAAACCAACUGAUUGACCAAGCAAGCAUCCCAAUCAAGAAGCAACUACUUUUCCAAUCUAUCAUGACGGGCAAAAAGAAGCUUGUAGAAGACGACAUGGAGGCCGACGAGAGUCUGUUGGGUCCCUUUCGCGAGAAAUUGAAAGCACUGCCUCCUGUAGACUAUGAUGCUGAGGAAAUUACGGCCUUGGCGGGCAGCGACGCGGACAUGGCACGGUUCUUGAUUGCUCGGAACAACAACCUCGAAAAAGCAUUUGCCAUGGCCAAGGGGACAUUGGCAUGGCGAUCUCGCUUCCAUCCUGCCGCUUUGACAGUACAAGAUUUUGCCACGGCCCAUGGCCAAGAUGUGUGGCGGUUUGCUGGCACGACCAAAAAUGGAUGGAAUGUGUUGCACGUGACGGCGGCUCAUUGGAAAUCCUUUUCCUAUGGUGUGGACGAAUACGUCAAGAUGGUGUCGUAUCAUGUGGAACGGAGUACUACCAAGAAUUUCAUUAUUUUUGACAUGUACCGCAUGGCCUACUUUAUUGACAUGCGCAAGUUGCGGGCAUUGGCGUACAUUUUGGCCGACUAUUAUCCGGAACGAUUGGGAUGUGCCGUCUUUGUCAAUUGCGAUUGGAUCUUUGACAAAUUCUUCAACAUUGCCAUUCGAUGGGUCGAUCAACGAACUGCCAACAAGUGUAUUGAUUUUAGAGACAAUGGAGCCGAAUUCUUGUUGCAACAUAUCGAUGCAGAUCAAGUGACUACCAAGUACGGUGGAACACGACAAGAACCCUGGCCUUUGGAACCAUUGGAAACAGCUACCGAUGACAAGUAA
Seminavis robusta is the source of this 1116-nucleotide messenger RNA. Lineage: Eukaryota; Bacillariophyta; Bacillariophyceae; Naviculales; Naviculaceae. The record is from the annotation of a GenBank genome assembly.